AUGUCUCUUGAGGAAUAUAACAAGCAAGAUCCCCUAGGUCUCGAUGGCGACAAGCACGAGGGGGUUGAUUCGAACACCCUUGAGGUCCGAGCCGAUGACCCAUCAUUCCAAGACCUCGUCAAUGAUCCUCACAGGGGUCUUCGGAUGCGACAUAUUCAGCUGCUCUCGAUUUCCGGUGCAGUCGGCGCAGGAGUUUUCGUUUCUAUCGGCGGUCCAUUGACUUCUGCUGGUCCACUCGGUUUGCUUAUCGGUAUCAUCGUAUGGUCCACGGUAAUUAUCGGUGCAAGUAAUUGUCUUAUUGAGAUGACUACUCUUCUUCCCAUCGAUGGUGGCUUCAUCACUUUCGCCGGUCGAUUCAUGGAUGAAACUAUUGGUAAAGCCGUUGGAUGGAAUUUCCUUCUUGCUCAAGCGACUUUGGUGUGCUUCGAGCUUACAGCCUUGAACGUUAUGAUUCAAUAUUGGACUCUCACCCUGCAUCCUGCUGUGGCCAUCAGUGUUGGUAUCGUGCUUUUUGCUACUCUCCAGCUGUACUCGGUCAGAUGGUUCGGUGAAGCCGAAUUUUGGAUUUCUAUAUUCAAGAUCAUCCUUCAGAUUGGUCUGACCCUCUACACACUGAUUGCCAUGUGCGGUGGAAACCCCAAACACGAUAAAUUUGGAUUCCGAGCUUGGAAGGAUCCUGGACCUUUUGCUGGCGAAACAGCCGCGUUGAGGAUGAAAGGUAUCUGGGAUGCAGUCCUCUGGGCAUGUUUCGCUCUUGGCGGUCCCGAUUGGAUCUCUUUGAUUGGUGGUGAAGCUCAAAAUCCUCGAAAGAUCCUCCCUAAAGCCUUUAACAGCACGGUAAUACGUAUUGUUGGGUUUUUCGUCAUUGGUGGUCUUUGUGUUGGUAUCAAUGCUCCAUCCAAUGACCCAGCACUGCUUGGCGCCAUAGCAGCAGGUGCGCCAGGUGCUGCCAAGUCCCCAUAUAUCAUCUCAAUGAAUCGGCUUGAAAUUCCUGUUUUACCAGACAUCGUGAAUGCUUUGGUCAUGUUAUCAAUCUUCAGUACUGGUAAUGCAGCUUUAUUCACAAGCUCAAGAGCCCUGUACACCCUCUCUCUCAAGGGCGGAGCACCCAGCAUCUUCAAGAGACUCAAUAGAAACGGUGUCCCAUAUGUGGCGGUGACGGCAAUCCUGUUGUUCAGCACCUUGGCUUACCUUUCCGUCAAUUCUGGCUCUGUCGUCGUACUGAACUGGUUCCUUUCUUUGGUUGGUGCAGCCAAUCUGGUCAACUGGACAUCCAUUGCACUUACUUACAUGCGAUUCCGAAAAGGGUUAAUCGCCCAAGGUCGAUUAAACAACGAUUUCCUUCCUGUCCGAGCAUGGCUUCAACCCCUGUCCAGCUGGUGGGUCGUCAUCGCCGCUCCCAUAGCAUUCGUCGCAAGUGGAUACGCCUUGAUGGUACCAGGUGGAUGGGCAGGGGAUAGUUUCGUCUUCACCUACGGAGCGGUCUUUAUCUUUGCUGGAUUCAUCAUCUUCUUCAAGACUUAUGAUGUACUAGUCAAGAAGAAACCUCUCAAGAUGUUUAUACCAGCGGAAGAGAUCGACGUCACCACAGGAUUGGACGUGAUCGAAGCGUUAACUGCUGCUAGUAAUAUCCAGGACGAACAGGAUAAAAAGACGAUGGGUAGAAAAGUGUCAGAUUUCUUCUUCUAG
This is a messenger RNA of Kwoniella botswanensis, 1689 nucleotides long. RefSeq lists its product as uncharacterized. Gene Ontology annotation, biological process: amino acid transmembrane transport. Lineage: Eukaryota; Fungi; Basidiomycota; Tremellomycetes; Tremellales; Cryptococcaceae. Gene Ontology annotation, molecular function: amino acid transmembrane transporter activity. Gene Ontology annotation, cellular component: membrane. The record is from RefSeq and is a predicted model, not a curated record. Bases 1 to 1689 code for a protein of 562 amino acids. The transcript is spliced from 6 exons.